Penicillium cinerascens is the source of this 1101-nucleotide messenger RNA. RefSeq names its product putative transcriptional regulator. Gene Ontology annotation, cellular component: nucleus. The record is from RefSeq and is a predicted model, not a curated record. Bases 1 to 1101 code for a protein of 366 amino acids. NCBI's taxonomy places the organism in Eukaryota, Fungi, Ascomycota, Eurotiomycetes, Eurotiales, Aspergillaceae. The transcript has 2 exons.
AUGGCGCCACGGCAUAGACUCUCAGACUCGGAGUCUGAAUCCGAUGAGCGCUCCACUACCCUUCCGUCCGACAGGGCGUUAGAGCAAGGGCUGCGCGAUCAAGUCGCCGCGAUAUUCUCUAAUGGAAACAUGCAGGACCUGACGGUGAAGCGCGUGCGCGUCGCCACCGAAAAGAAGUUGGGCGUUGAAGAAGGGUUCUUCAAGAAUACAGGUGACUGGAAAGAGAGGAGUGAUAGGAUCAUUAAGGAUGAAGUGGAAAAACAAGAAGGCAGGCCCAAGGAAAAAGAAGCUCAAAUUGCCGAAAAACCACCUUCAUCUCCACCCCAGCCUAAGAAGGCUGCUCCCAAGCGAUCGAAAGGUGAAAGCGACCCCAAGCCAAGGAAACGUCAGAAGACACAAACCCCUGUGUCAGAGGAAGUGUCGGAGGACGAGGCAUCGGACGAACUGGACAACGAACGUGAAGAAGAUGUCGCAAAGCCCCAGAAGCGAAAGACACUCGUGAAGAAGGGGCCCAAGUCGCAAUCUGCCAAAGAAAACUCGUCCGAAGCUUCUGACGUUCCGGACGAGAACCCCGAUGCUGCCAAGCCGACUGUGGAACCCACGAAUGAUGAUUCGGAGAGUGAAAUGUCCGUAGUCCUGGAUGACGAGCCUAAGCCUGCGCGCAAGAGAUCAAAGAGCACCGAGACGGCUGGAAAGAAAGAGAAAAAGAAGGCCGCUCCCAAAGGCAAGGGCAAAGAAGAAGAUCAGGAUCCGGACCAGGCAGAGAUCAAAAAAUUACAGGGGUGGCUUGUCAAGUGUGGAAUCCGCAAAAUGUGGUGGCGAGAGCUUCAACCGUAUGAGACUCCUAAGGCGAAGAUCAAGCAUCUUAAGCAGAUGCUGGAGGAUGCAGGGAUGAAGGGCCGGUAUUCUCUCGACAAGGCCAAAGCUAUCCGUGAUGAACGGGAGCUCAAGGAGGACCUGGAAAUGAUCCAGCAGGGGGCAAAAUAUUGGGGGACUGGCGAAGAUGAGGGUAGCGAUGAACCUCCGCCGCCUCGAGCUGCUCGAGGUCGACAGGCGCUCGCAUUCCUGGAGGAUGAGGAUCAGGAUGAAGAGAGCGAUUGA